CGCGGCAGGCAGGCGCAGUGGCCUCCACAGAAAGUCCCUCCACUCGACUGUUGUUGCUGACAUGGCGCCCCACCACCCUGGUAGCCUGCUCCAGCUUUUUGUGCGCCACCUUCUGAGGCUGCGCUCGUGCUUCUAUUAACGCUUCCUGGCUGCCGUUCCCUCCUCUUCAGGCUCCGAGGCUGGGGCUCCCAGGAGUAGACUCCACCAGACUCGAGGGGUAGGACCAGAAGCUUCAUCUUAACGGACCACGCUCUUCUCUGCUCAGUGCAACCGCUCUCCAGCUCCACGGUGGCUCUUCCUCCCAGACCAUUGAAGAGGCCCAAGAUGCAGAUGCCUCGAGACUCGUUCCCCACUGAUUGGAGCCCACCACCUAUAGAGUUCCUGAACAAGAACAAGAAGGUACUUCAGCUUCACAGGAGACCACAUAAGGACUUGGAGAAGAAGCCCCCAGGCCAGAAGGUAGGGCUGGCCUCACUGGAGGAACUGUUCUGGAGCAUGGCAGGUCCGAGUCAACAGGCUGUGACUCCAGAGAUUUCCUCUGGGGGCUCGGAGUGCUAUGUCAACAACCUAGACUACUUACUGCGAGAGAAGAGAGAACAGGCCAUGGAGCAGAAGUGGGAGCAGCUACUGCGGCAGGACCAUUCCAAGCUUGACUCCUCUGAAGGUGAUGAAGACUACAGAGAGGCGGUGCUCACACCUGAGCACAGGAGGCUGGUAGAGAAGUUCUCCAUAUCCGUGCAGUUCAUUUCGCCAGUGCAUCCAGGUGAAACUGUAUUUUUGCAGAGACGUUACCCUUUGCCUUGCAUCCUGGACUCCUCCAGUCUGAAGCCACACAGCCAACUGGAAGAGCUGUUCCUCAGGUCCUCACUGCCCCAGCAGCUCUCCUUCCUGCACCAGGGCCUCCUGAGCAACCUCUACCUGCAUGCCUCUGAUUACCCGCGACCUCUGCUCCAGUGGCUGUUCCAGUUGCUAACAUGGCCUCCAGAAACAUCUUCAAGAGCUUUUAGUCUCCUCUGGGAUCUCAGCAUAGACGGACUUUUCCGUCAGCCUGAUGAAGACAUGCAUUUGUGGUGCCCCUCGCUGCAAGAGGUCAAGCAGGUGUUUCACAGCUUGGGAGCCUUCAACCCUGCCCUGUAUCCACAGGGGCCCUACCAGCACCGCACAAGAGUGCUUGAGAGUGAGGCCAGCCUGGGCUGGCAGGAGACACAGGACCCUCCCCAGGAAGUAGCCUUGGACAUUAAGCUGAGCUACAUCUACAAGUUCCUGAUCCUGUGUUUCCUAGUCCAGCCGAGGUCCUACACGGACACCAGCAUUUUGAGCCUGAUGGAGCUGCUGUGUCGCGCAGGCCUGGAUGUGGGCUUGCGCCUGCUGCCCAAGACUGAUCUCCAGCAACUCCUGCUCCUACUGCUGGAAAACAUCCAAGAGUGGCCGGGAAAGCUCCAGGCACUGUGCUGCUCCCUCAGCUGGGUCUCCGACCACCACCACAACCUCCUGGCGCUUGUGCAGUUCUUUCUGGACGUGACUCCCCGUGGCAGGCUACUUCGAAGCCAACUGAGCCUCACGGUUAUUGCCCGGAUGCUGGGUCAGCAAGAGGCACUUCCUCUCUGGGGAGAGAAAACCCAGCUAGCGGUACUUGGCCAUCUCCUCAGCCUCAUGAGACCAUCAUCCCUCAGGCAGUAUCUGGGUGCGGAGACCUUGCCACCCUCUCAGGGGAAACAGCCAAGGGCCAGCGCUGAGCUCGACUACAAGGUCUGCUAUCUGUGCCACAGCCUCCUGACACUGGCUGGGGUGGUGGUCAGCAGCCAGGAUAUUACUCCAGAUCAAUGGGGUGAGCUGCAGCUGCUGUGCAUGCAGUUGGACCGCCACAUCAGCACCCAUAUCCGGGAGAGCCCCCAGGCCAUGCACCGGACCAAACUCAAGGACCUGGCCACCCAGACCUACAUCCGCUGGCAGGACCUGCUGGCUCACUGUCAGCCCCAGGGCCAGUACUUCAACCUUUGGAAAGAUAUUUAAAGGGAUAAUGGCAAAGUGACUCUAGGCUCUGGAUCCAGCAGGAGGAGAACUGUAGGAGGUAAAGAACAGAGGUUGGGGAGGCCCAGCCUGGUGAAGCCAGCCUACUGCCACUGGAGGUCGUCUCCCUGACCAUCCCCGCACUUAAACACGCUUGCUUGCUCAGCUGUCUCUGUCUUGUCUCUAUAGCACUGGCUUUCUGGGCCUCUUGGGCCCUCCUUGUUGGCCACUCUUCCCACACAUCUACACACUGUAUCUUGUUCUCGCUGUCCAUCCUUAAUAUGGGGUUCCUUUGUGCACAUUAAAGUCUUCUUUUCAGCACCAGUGGUUUCCCCUCCUUAAAUCCUUAUCCCGAGGGCUCAUGCCCAGCACCUAACCUGAUGCCUUGCCUCUGCGUGAGCCAGCCACUGCUCUCACCUCUGGCAGUCAUGUAACUGGGGCCUAGGAACCACCUCCGCCACUUGACUCUAUAACUUGGAGCCAGCACACUGUGACCAGGGUUGCUGGAGCCUGGCACUUUUGGAUGAAAGACCAUUGUCUGGAUCCUGUCUGGGACUACCCCGCCCCUGCUAGGGACACUAUACAGAAAGUAUGGUGGAUCAGGGCUGUAAUUAUGCUUAAUUCAAUUUAUUGUUGAGCUGUGAAAUCAACUCUUUAGACUUAGAAGUGGGGGUGGGUCCCAAAGACACUUCUGGAUCCUUCUUUUGCUCUCCAUGGCCUUGCCUCCAGGUCAGUUUCAUUGUGUCGUAACCUCUAACUGUAUAACUGGAUAUCUUUGACCUGGACCCCUGGAGAAGUGAGUGGGCCCGUUUGUAUCUCCAGGAGCGGCCCCCUAGCUAUCCCCUAUUUAUUUUCUUAUCUGGCCACUCCUCUGACAAAAUCCAUGCUCAUCUUUGGACCCUUCUGACACUUUCAUAGUUGGAGUGAGCUUUGCAACAGGUAGAAGAGGGGGCCAGGAGGCAGCAGAGGAUGACUCCCGCCAACCUGACUUGUGUUCAUGUCUCAGUUGAUGGCCCUUGGAGCUUCCCCAUGGCUGUUGCAUACAGUUUUCCCUGUUUAUAUCUUCCAGGAUUAGGGGCUGACCAGGUGAUACACACACACACACACACACAGAGAGAGAGAGAGAGAGAGAGAGAGAGAGAGAGAGAGAGAGAGAGAGAGAACAUAGCUAAAGUGAAGCCCAUACCUUUCUAGGCCUGUUUCAGACACAAGUACCUCCCUCUCUGGGUCCUCUGAAGGCCAGGAGCUAGAGACAUCUAUUAUUUAGAGACAGGGCACAGGCUUUGCACAGUACUGGGUACCACAGAGGACAUCUUUUCUGUCUCAAAGCUUUUGCCAAAUGAGAAGUGGAAGAAGCCCUUUCAGAGCCAGGUGACUUGGAUGCCCAGUGAUUUGACUGAUAGUUCUGGCUUCUCUUCCUGGCUGCAUCACGUGAACCUGUGGCAAACCCUCACACCCCAGCAGCAGAGUAAGCAGGUCAUCCUCAGCUCUCUGACAGGCAGGCAGGGACUUUGGAGAGCUAGCCCGUUUCACCCUGCCUCUGGGCACCGCUGCUUGACAUUGUACAUCCUGGCAGUUAAUCCUCAGUAACUGGGUUUGCUCUGGAAACCUGGAAAUCACCUUGAAAUCUCCCUCUUUUGUUCUCAUUGCCAAGGGCAGAGAGGGGGUAGGAAGACCUAAGAGGCUGAACUGGGGAGUUUCCAGUUCUUGAAGCUGCCCUUACCUGGCUUUAAGAAAAGGGAUCAAAGUGUCCAGAUGUCAGUGUAGACGUCUGGAGUCCUCCCUGGCUCCUUACUCCACAAACAUACCCAUCCCUGAGAGAGAAAUAGAUACAGCAGAGAGGAGGAGACAGUGUUGGGGACUUCUCAGUCCCUCCCAGAAGGCUGCUGUAACCUGAGCAGAGGUAUGCGAUGUAAGGUCAAUCAAGGGUGGACACUGUCCCCUGGGUCAUGUAAUUGUCCUGCUCUGGGACUGACUGGGCGCUGACCAACCCUGGGUCAGGAUCAGUUGGAAACGGAGCCUCUUCCAGGCCAAGAAUUGUGGAAUGAAGCUGUUUCACCAUUUGCCCUCCAGGUUUUUGACCCUAAGCCCCUGGGAAAAGGCAGGGGAUAUCCUGGUAGAAGCCGCUGGAAAAGCAGUAUCCUGGGCUGUGAUGACGGAUGUUUUCCUGCUUCCUUUUGGUGAUGCUGGAAGGGAGGGGCUGGGAAGGGAAAGGCUCCCCAGGUGGACAGCUUUGAUAAUUCUCCCUUUGGAGGAAGUAGACCAAGGAAGUCCUUUUCCUAUGUCCCAGUUCCCUGGGUCACAGAGAGCUCCUCGAAAGAUGGCCCACCCCAGUCUUCUCAUUCUCCCACCUGUGGGGAGACUUCCGGCUACCUUGGAAACAGUCCAGGUUCAAGGAGGCCUU
This is a messenger RNA of Alexandromys fortis (reed vole), 4414 nucleotides long. It is a transcript of the gene Fam178b, whose product is annotated as family with sequence similarity 178 member B. The record is from RefSeq and is a predicted model, not a curated record. Gene Ontology annotation, cellular component: nucleus; site of double-strand break. The transcript is spliced from 16 exons. NCBI's taxonomy places the organism in Eukaryota, Metazoa, Chordata, Mammalia, Rodentia, Cricetidae. The coding region runs from base 325 to 2013 and encodes 562 amino acids. Gene Ontology annotation, biological process: protein localization to site of double-strand break; DNA damage response; positive regulation of double-strand break repair.